This is a messenger RNA of Plutella xylostella (diamondback moth), 5162 nucleotides long. The record is from RefSeq and is a predicted model, not a curated record. Lineage: Eukaryota; Metazoa; Arthropoda; Insecta; Lepidoptera; Plutellidae.
UCUAAAUUUGAAGCGUUAUUCAGUGAAUUUGACUCGUUGCAAGAUGAAAUAGAACAGUUAAACAGUGAUAAUCUAACAUUAGAGUUGUCCGAGCGUGAUCAAAUUGAACAAAGUUUUUAUCAUUGCAUAGCAACUGCUCAAGCCAUUAUUCGCGAGAGUACAUCUUUAGAAGAGGUCGCUGACGUCUCUAAUGUUACAGUUCAACAAUGUAACAAUCAUGAUGAUCAAGAAUCGUUAGGUUUCAGAUUACCUACCAUUCAAAUACCUAAAUUUGACGGAUCUUAUUACAAGUGGUUGGAAUUUCGUGAUACAUUCAACUCUUUGGUUCAUUCUAAUAGUAAAGUAAAUGAUAUUCAUAAAUUCCAUUAUUUGAACUCGUACCUUGAGGGCGAUGCAGCUCGCGUUAUCAGUAAUUUUGAGGUAACUAGCGACAAUUAUGCGGAAGCUUGGAAAAUAUUGUGUGACCGCUAUAAUAAUAAGCGGCAAUUAGUGAACAAUCAUUUAAAGUCACUUUUUAACAUCCAGCCUUCAACGCGUGAAUCUGAAAGGGCCCUAAGAUUUAUUAUUGAUCACGUGACUAAAAACUUGAGGGCUCUAAAUACUCUGGGUCAACCUACUCUCCAGUGGGAUACAUUAAUCAUAUUUAUGGUCACGGCGAAGCUGGAUAGUAAUACUUCUAUUAAAUGGGAAGAACAUAGAAAUUUAUUAUCAGACUUACCCACUUUAAAUGAAUUUUUAAAUUUUCUGAGAAACCGCGCUGACGUUCUAGAAACGGUUCAAAGAAAUAAACAAGAUAAGGAUAGGCAUGCAUCCGAGAACAACAACAUUCCAUUCCGGCAUAAAUCUCAAAGCUCUUUCAUUGUUUCACAAGAACGCCUUCCUUCACAACCGCUUCAAUGUGUCAUUUGUAAAGGUUCACAUCGCAUUUUCGAUUGUAAUUCCUUUAAAAAUAAAUCACCCGAAGAAAGAUUAACGCAGGCCAUAGGUCUUAAGCUUUGCCAUAACUGUCUCAGGCCAGGCCAUCACACACGUCAGUGUAGACUAAACGGAACAUGCCGCAUAUGUAAAAGGCGACAUAAUACAUUCUUACAUCAAAAUAACAUUCAAAAUACAACAACUGAAGUCACAGGUGAAAACAAUGUCACUCCCAGUCAAUCAGAAUCAGUUUCAUUGACGGCUACAUCUUCUAGUGAAACCUUAUUGUGCACCGCUUUAGUAGAUUUAAUAAAUCCAAACACAACCGCAGUUACAACCGUUCGUGCCUUGCUGGACAGCGGAAGCCAGUCUUCUUUCAUAACAGAAAGUCUCAAAUCUAAACUUAAUCUGACUUCUCAGCAUUCCGACACGCACAGCAUCAUAGGUAUUGGAAACACUAAAUUGAGCCUAAAUUCCGAACGAUGUGUCGUACAAUUAAAAUCAAAAAAUGAUUCAUUUAACGUUUUACUUUCUUGCUUAGUCUUGCCUCACAUUUCAGACGGACUACCUAAAACACACAUAAACAUAAAACAUCUUGAUUUGUCAAAUUUUCAAUUAGCAGACCCUACAUUCAAUGUACCAUCGGAAAUUCAAAUGCUUAUAGGCGCCGACCUGUUUUGGGAUUUGAUUGGCUCAAAGCAACACAGUCUAGGUCCCAACAACCCAAUAUUACGCAGUUCCAAACUAGGUUGGUUAAUUUCCGGCCCAAUUAUACAAAAUAAUUCAAAUAAAAAUUCUACAUUUUGCAACUUUGCUAUCUCAAACGCGGAGUUACAUGACGAACUCACUAAAUUUUGGGAACUAGAAACCUUUUAUAAAAAUCAACCUCAUUUAUCUGAGGAAGAAAAACUUUGUGAGCAACAUUUUAUUGCCAACACAGAACGUCUACCUAAUGGUCAGUUUUCAGUUAAAUUGCCUCUAGUCGAUAGCCCGGAUUGCUUAGGCGAUUCAUAUCCAAUGGCCAAGAAGCGAUUUCUCAAUUUAGAAAAUCGUUUCAAUAAACAACCGGAAGUCAAAAAAAUGUACACAGAAUUUAUACACGAGUAUGCCGAAUUAGGUCAUCUUACGGAAAUUGAUACUAAAAAUAUCGGUGACACAUACUUUUACCUCCCCCAUCACCCUGUCAUAAGAGAAAAGAGCGAGACAACACGAUUAAGAACAGUUUUUGACGCCAGCGCCAAAAGUACAUCAGGAUUGUCCAUAAACGACCUCCAAAUGACUGGUCCUAACAUACAAGACUCCUUAUUCAGCAUCCUGAUUCGAUUCAGGCAGUAUAAAUAUGCUCUGUCAGGAGAUAUAGAAAAAAUGUACAGAGCAGUAUCUCUGCAUCAAUCAGAUCGUGACUUACAGCUAAUUCUCUGGCGUGACAGUGAAGACAAACCUUUACAAACAUUACAAUUGAACACUGUCACAUACGGUUUCUCAAGCGCGAGUUUUCUAAGUACGCGCUGUCUUUGGCAGGUAGGUGAAGAAUGCGAGAAUAAAUUUAUUAAAAACAUAAUUCAACACGAUUUCUACGUUGACGACUUGUUAACUGGCUCGGAUUCCGAAAAGGAAUUAAGCGAUAUAAAAGACUCUGUCUCAGAGGCUUUAGCUAAGGGUGGGUUUCAUUUACGCAAAUUUCGCUCGAACUCAUCCAAUUUAUUACCACAUGAUUCAAAAAAUAAAAACUUCAUGAUUAGCUCUACCGACAGUACACUCGGUUUAGGCUGGGACACAUCAUCUGAUCAAUUGAAUUUUCCAUUCAAGGUGGCAUCUAUCGAUGUUGACAACUCUAUUGUCACCAAACGUAGUAUCUUGUCAGCCUCACUUAAAACCUUCGAUCCCCUUGGUUUAUUGUCACUAUUUACAAUAAUACCAAGAAUUCUUAUACAACAGUUGUGGUCAUUAAAGAUAGAUUGGGACAUGCCCGUUCCUGAAGAUAUAAAGAAAGCGUGGAAAACAUUUAUAGACAACUUUAAAUAUUUCGAAAUGUUAAAAUUACCCAGACAAGUAUUGUGUAAUAAUCCAAAAUCGAUUGAAAUGCAUGCAUUUUGUGAUGCAUCUCAACGUGCAUAUGGCGCAUGUGUAUAUAUAAAAUCCGAAGAUUCACAGGGACACGUAGAAGUUCACUUAAUAUCAGCCAAAUCUCGCGUAGCUCCUAUCAAAGCUUCAACUAUUGCCCGUCUUGAACUAAAUGGUGCUUUAUUAGCUGCACAAUUAAGCCAUGCUGUAACUCAAGCGCUUCGUUGCCCAAUAACACGACAUAUUCAUUGGACUGAUUCCACUAUCGUCCUAGGAUGGUUGAAGUUUAAGACAACAACUAGCAAAUUGAAAAUUUUCGUUGCAAAUCGAGUAGCGGAGAUAUUAGAACUUACAGAUCUUUCCUCGUGGCGCCAUGUGCCUACAGCGCUAAACCCUGCAGAUCUAGUAUCCCGCGGCGUAGAUCCCAAGGCCGUGAAUGAAAUCAAACUCUGGUGGGAAGGCCCCUCAUUUCUAUUAAAACCAGAGCAUUGUUGGCCAGACACACAAUCUCAGCAAGAUGAGAUAACUGUUCUACCGGAAGUAAAAGUUCUUUCGGUACAAACCGUUGAAGAACCAUUUUUAUUUCAUCGUUAUUCUAAUUUGAAGGUUCUUCAACGAGUCGUGGCGCAAAUUCUAAGAUUUUACAACAAUUGCAAAUUUCCUAACAAUAAAAUUAACAUUUCAUGUCCAUUGCAAGUCACAGAGCUUGAAAAUUCAUAAAAAACAUUAAUUAAAAUGGCACAGAAAACGUCGUUCAACAGGGAACUAUUAAUUUUAUCUAAAAAUCAACCACUCAGUUCAAAGUCAUCUCUGUCUUCACUUAGCCCCUUUCUUGACUCGGACGGCAUUAUUCGUGUUGGUGGAAGAAUAGCAGCUUCAGAUUAUAGCUACGAUAAGAAACAUCCCAUACUUUUACACGCUAAUCACACUUUGACAAAACUCAUAUUUGAGCACGAACAUGUCAUGUUAAUGCAUGCUGGUCCGCAACACCUUUUAACUUCCAUACGUGAAAGGUUUUGGCCAAUAGGUGGUAGAAAUCUUGCUCGACGCACUGCUCGUUUAUGUUUUAUUUGUCGAAGAGUCAGAGGUAGAACAAUGAAUAACGUAAUGGGCAAUCUUCCAGCAGAGAGACUCACACCUGAUUAUCCUUUUAAUGUAGUCGGCUUAGAUUUUGCUGGUCCAUUCAUGAUAACCGACCGAAAGGGUCGUGGAUGCAAAAUAACAAAAUGUUAUUUAUGUAUAUUUGUAUGUUUCAAAUAUAAGUGUAUACAUUUGGAGACAGUUAGCGAACUAUCUAAAGAUGCAUUUAUCUUAGGUUUAAAGAGAUUCUGUGGACGCCGAGGCAAACCGCGUCAAAUCAACUGUGACAAUGGUACAAAUUUUGUUUCCGCAUGUAAAGAAAUAAAUUCUUUUCUAGAAACCUACAAAGACCCCAUAUUUGAUUUUGCAGCCGAUGAAGGCAUUGAAUUUCGCUUCUCUCCGGCGUACGCUCCUCACUUUGGAGGCCUCUGGGAAGCGGGUGUAAAAUCGGCAAAAUUCCACAUAUCCAGAAUAUUAGGGAAAACUCAUCUAACUUACGAGGAACUAUCUUCUUUGUUCACACAGGUCGAAGCUAUCCUAAAUAGUCGACCUCUUUGCCCCUUAAGCCCCUCUCCUGACGACUAUUCCCCCCUCACUCCCGCUCACUUUCUCAUCGGCAGGCCCUUCACGUCGCUUCCCGCACCGUGCCUGCUGGAGCACAACACCAACCGCCUGGACAGAUACGAGCGGCUCGAACAAUAUAAGCAACACUUCUGGCAGCGAUGGACCAAAGAAUACAUCUGUGAACUCCAACAAAGAACCAAAUGGCGUGUCAAAUGCAAGGAUCUGCAACUGAAUGACUUAGUCUUACUGAAGGAUGACUCACCACCCCUCAAUUGGAGACUUGGGAGAAUCGAAAAACUGUUUCCCGGAUCAGACGGCAUACCACGUGUAGCUGAGGUCGCAACUUCAAGGGGAAUCGUGCGCAGAGCAUUAAAUAAGAUAUGUUUGCUUCCCACACCUGAAGACACUACAGACUCUUGAAAACUUUUAGUUUUCAACGCCCGGGACUAUGUCUACGCCAAUUCAUUCAUUGCUUUUAGUUCAUUCGCUCGCAUAUUACGUUCAAUAAUUAGUUCAUUCAAUAGAUCAAUCACUCACUC